This is a messenger RNA of Trichobilharzia szidati, 2308 nucleotides long. The record is from the annotation of a GenBank genome assembly. Lineage: Eukaryota; Metazoa; Platyhelminthes; Trematoda; Strigeidida; Schistosomatidae.
AUGGGUAAUUGUUUUGGAUUCCGGAGUGAAACUUCGUAUCUUCUGGAUCAAGAAGUCUAUGAAACUCACGAUGAACAGGAUGAAAUCCCCAGAGCAGAACAUCCGAUGCCUACGUAUCAUAUUAGUCCAGGCUUACCAAUUCUUGCAUCCGACUUAACAGAAGAAGAACAAAUACAAAUUGUCAAACGUAUUCAUAUGCUCCAAUUCCUUCCUCUGACUAAUUAUGUACCUGUGAAUAAGGAGAAAUUGAGAGAGUGCAUAAUAUGUAUGAACGAUUUGAAAUUAGGUGAUGAAGUACGCUAUCUGCCUUGUUUGCAUACUUAUCACCGUGUAUGUAUUGAUGAAUGGCUCAUGCGUUCAUUCAGCUGUCCUACAUGCCUAUUGAAUUUGGAACCAGACAAUUCAGCAGCAACAAGAACACAAGCAGAAAAUCCUCCUCCUCCUCCUCCUCCUCCUGCAGCACCACUUGUUGUACAAGCUUCAUCACCAAGGGAAAAUGUUCCAGACUUAAUUACAUCGUUGGCAGCAGGCGAAGAUGUGGUACACUCGUCGUCGGUGAAUGAUUCACAUUCAAAUAUAAACUAAGUAAAGGCUUUAGUUUAUCAGUAAUAUGUAUACAAUGCACUCUCCCCCGUCUGUGAUACAACACCACUCUAAUGGUGACGAUAAUGUCGGUUACGAUGAUGUGGACAGUGAGAACAAUGUCCGUCCUUUUUAUAAUUCGUCUUCCAUUUAAUGCACAUUCUAUCCUGUGCGUCUCCCUCUGCAUAUUACGAUAAUGAUGACAAUGAAAACGAUGUAAACGAGGAGGACGAAGAAAAUUCAAUAAGCCUUAGUGCCCAACUAAUCAAUUGAUCAUUCACAUUGUUUUUGAUAAUAUUCCUACUAUUGUAGUUGUUUGCAUAAUAAUAAUAAUGAUAAUGUCAAUAUUAUUAUAUUCAUUGAUUUAUUCAUACUUCCCAAAAUGGGAACUAAUCAUUCUGGAGAAUCUACUCCUCUCCCUCCAUGUGUGUAUGUAUUUACGCAAGCUUAUCUUUAUUUUUGAAUUAUCUUUUCAACUUUAAUAUUUGCAUAUUCUUGAUAUGAUGGUAUCUCUUAUUGUACAGAUUUUGAAGUGGACAAGAGUAAGGCUGUUGUUCUUGCUAAUGUUUUCAAUAAUCGUUGUUAUGCUUGAAUUUUCGUGCUUGAUUCGUGGAGAUUUAUUUAACCUUUUCACACGUUGCUUUCUCGUCUUCAGUUUUGUUUUAUUCUCAAACUCAUCUAUAUGAUAAUACAUCCCUUGAUUGUAUUAUUAUAUCAUAAAACUCAACAGUUUCUUUUCUCGUCUAGCCAUUAUGUGGGGUUAUCAGUCCUUUUGGUCUGAUUUUCCUGUCGUCCUUCUGUACAUCUAUGUUAUCUAGAGUUAACCAGAGUUGUCCUUUUAUUCUUCUUUCUGUCUCUCUCUCUCUCUCCCCUUAUUUAUUAUCCCUGUGAGAAUAAAAGAGCAUCAUGUAAAAUGGAUACGGGCGUACACAUGUGUGUUUGUGUAUCUACCAGCUUCUACUCAUCUCAUAUCUUAUCACUUUUCAUAAUAAAGCAAGCGCCUUGCUACGUAAGAGUAGUUUAUCAAGCCAACUUUCUAUCGCUACCGAUUUUAUGUGUUGAGUUAAAUAUAAUGGAGAUUUUGUUAAACUGUCUAUCUAUGUAUCUAUCUGAAAUGUGAAGAAUCUCUUUCUCUUUUUUAUCAUUAUAAAAAUCUAAAGCGAACUAUCAGUUCAAGUGUGUAAAUUGUCUUCUGAAUUACUUCUGAUCCAUGUGAAUUCCUUCUCAUUUUGCUGCAUUCAUGCACAUAGAUCCUGACUACACUUGUUUUACGCUUAUAUUUAUAUUCCUGUUCUUAUGGCUGUUGUUGUUGCUGUUGUUUCUGUUGUUCACACUUCCUUUUUCACUGAUUUUUAAUUGAAUUUUUUGAAAAAUAUGUACAAAAACAAGAUGAUAAUUUUAGUGAUUUACAUUGAUUUGUUUCGUUAUUUUGAAGUGAUUUCUACAUAUAAUAUUCAAAUUUUAUUUUUAAUUUCUUUCUCUGUUUCAUGGCUGUUAUAGAGCCGACGCCGAUAUAUAUAUGUAUGUCUAUAGUAAACACUGUCCUGACUGCUUAGAAUUUGUGCGCUCAAAGAAUUUCGACGUCAUAGUUGAUUGUGUAACAAACGAAAUGGAACUUCUUUUUCUUACCUAUUACGAACACCGUGGACUUGUUUGUGUUUGUUUGGCUCAUUCUUUGCUUAUUGUAUAAAUAAUUAUCUUACAUCCAGAAAACAUGUAGUGUGCG